Molecule: messenger RNA, 3099 nt
Organism: Pelodiscus sinensis (Chinese soft-shelled turtle)
Lineage: Eukaryota; Metazoa; Chordata; Testudines; Trionychidae
Source: RefSeq, a predicted model, not a curated record
AGAAAUUUCAUCAUGUUUGUAAAACACCCAUUACAUUUUUGUUCUAUUACCUCUUUCCAUUCAGCUCCUCUGAUUCUAAAAGCCCAGGGAUGAAGCAGUUGCCAGCAGAAACUGUCCGUCUUCUUUCAAGUUCUCAAGCGAUCACAUCAGUUGUCAGUGUAGUAAAGGAGCUGCUAGAGAAUUCCUUGGAUGCCAAUGCCACGAGUAUUGACGUUAAACUGGAGAAUUAUGGGUUUGACAAGAUAGAGGUGCGAGACAAUGGUGACGGCAUCAAAGCUGCUGAUGUUCCAGUUAUGGCAGUUAAGCAUUAUACCUCAAAAAUAAGCUGCCCUGAGGAUCUUGAAAGCUUGACCACCUAUGGUUUUCGUGGUGAAGCCUUAGGAUCAAUUUGCUGCAUAGCUGAGGUUUUGAUCACGACAAAGACAGCUGCUGAUGAUUUUAGCACCCAGUACAUUCUGGACAGCAGCGGGCAUGUAACUUCUCAGAAGCCUUCUCAUCUUGGGCAAGGUACAACUGUAACUGCACUGAAGUUGUUUAAGAAUCUUCCUGUAAGAAAACAGUUUUACUCAACAACUAAAAAAUGUAAGGAGGAAUUAAAAAAAAUCCAAGACCUUUUGAUGGCGUAUGGUAUCAUAAAGCCAGAACUACGGAUAAUGUUUACACAUAACAAGGCAGUUAUUUGGCAAAAGACCAGGGUGUCGGAUCACAAAAUGUCCUUUAUGUCAGUUCUGGGAACUGCCGGUAUGGGCAGUAUGAUACCUUUUCAACAUUGCUGUGAAGAUCCUGAGGUAUUGCUCUCUGGAUUUCUUCCAAAACCUGAGUCAGACAAUUCUUUGACAAGUCUUUCGAGUUCUGAAAGGAGUUUCAUCUUUAUAAACAAUCGGCCAGUACAUCAGAAGGAAAUAUUAAAGCUGAUUCGGCAGCACUAUAAUCUGAAGUCACAUAAGGAUUCUUCUCGUUCCUACCCUGUUUUCUUUAUUAAUAUUACCGUACCUGCCUCCGCUGUGGAUGUUAAUUUAACACCUGAUAAAACUCAAGUUUUACUUCACAAUAAGGAAUCUGUAUUAUCUGCUGUUGAAAAUGUAUUGACAUCGCUGUAUGGGCCACUAUCUGGUACAGUUUCUUGUGAAAUGAAUAAAACAGAUGUUACCUCAGUGGACAUGGUUGUUAAUGAAACAGCACAAACAGACGUGCUUGUUAAUAAAAUUGAACCAUCUGGAAACAGUGAUCCACGUACAUAUACUUCAUUCUUUUCAUUCAGUAAUGAUGUGCAAAAUGGUCAAGCAGGAAAAAACACAGAGGUCUGCUUAAAGCAUCAAGGAUUUUCUAGUGAUAAUACUCAUGGUUUCCUCAACAGAAAAGAAGUUUCUGGCACUGACGUGACUGUGAGUGAUAUACCUCAAGACAGUUCCAUAAAUAAUGUAUCAUGUGACGACAGCCAGGAUGGAUAUAGUGUAACAUUAACCCUAAAUGGCAGUACUCACAUGGACACUCAAUCUAAAAACAGAAGUGAGCAUCCUUUGAAAGCUGGUCACACUAAUGAAAUACAAAAAAAUGAGGCAAAUAUAGUCCCUGAAUAUGUAUCUGAAAUCUCUGCUGAUAAUUGGAGCAUGGGAAAUGCACUUAAAAAUCCUACAGGAGAGAACCUGGAACCUGUAAAGAUUUUGGUACCUGAAGUAGGAGCAAUAACAAAUCACAUGGCCAAUGAAAAUAUUGAUGAACAAGAUCCUGAUCAGCAGAGUCCAAAUCAAAGUAUAAAAAAAUCAAAUGUGGUUAAUGAUAAAGCAGGACAGAUCAUGGCCUAUGAUUUAAUUAGUAACAAAAUAAUACGGAAACCCAUGUCAGCAGUGGCCUUGUUCACCCAAGAAUAUCGUUCUGGAUUAUUAACAGAUAAUCCAAAAGCUAAUAUGGAGAACUUGAUGAAAAGUGAAGAACUAUGGGAGAAACUGAGCAGAGAGCAGAAAAAGAAGUAUGAAGAAAAAGCCACUAAAGAUCUGGAACGAUACAACAGACAAACCAAGAAAGCUGCAGAGCAGAGAAUACAGAAGUCAACAAAAGAGACAGAAAAAAGAUACAAGCCCAAACUAAAGACUUCUCUUUGUGACCAGCAGAAACUUGACAAACUUUUUCAGUCUCAAAUUGAAAAGAAACAGCAAUAUAACCAAGCUAUGAAAAUUGUACAGGUGCCCUUUUCUAUGAGCUCUUUCAAACAUAAACUUCAAAGGCUUGAGAAGAGAAAUUCUGAUAAACAUGAAUCUUGUCUAAUCUGUCACCUGAGUUUUCCUGAUGCAUGGAUAAUUGCUUCUGAAAAAAAUAUCAUGUUGCUAAAUCCCUAUAGAGUGGAAGAAGCCCUACUUUAUAAGAAACUAUUGGAAAAACACAAACUUCCUGCAGAGAAACUGGACAAGCCAAUUGUAUUAACUGACAGUCUUUUGAGCGGAUCUCAUUAUAUGGACUGUCUCUACAGUAUGCCAAAGGAUUGCCAAAAAUUAAAUGGAUCAACUUACUUGACAGAUCCAAGGCUUAUAGCAAAUGGUUUUAGGAUAAAAAUGAUACCUGGAUCUUCAACUACAGAAAACCAGCUGGAAAUAGAAGGAAUGGCUAAUUGUCUGCCAUUCUAUGGUAUAUCAGACUUAAAAGAAAUUCUGAAUGCUGUGAUAAAUAAAAAUGCAAAGGAAGUACAUGAAUGUAGACCUCUCAAAGUGAUAAACUACUUGGAGGGAGAAGCAGUGCGUAUGUCUCGGCAGCUACCCUUGUAUUUGUCAAAAGAGGAUGUAGAGGACACAAUUCACAGGAUGAAGCAACAGCUUGGAAAUGAAAAUAAAGGCUGUGUUCAUGGUCGUCCGUUUUUUCAUCACUUAACAGAUAUUCCAGAAGUUAAAUAACAAACACAAAUCCAAGAAAGUUACUCAGUAAAAUAGAACAUUUUGUUUAAUUUUGUAUUUCUCCUCCUUAAUUAUGACCCAUGCUCUGUAUUGUCAGCCUGUUUUCUACAAAAUUUUUAUACAACAGCAUUUUGGUUUCUUAAGUUCAUCAUCUUUUUGUUUUUUUAAAGUUUAGCUACUGUUUGUAAACUGAAAAUAAAAUAUGAAUAAUGUA